AUGUCAAACGUGGAUAAGGCCGAAAAGAAAGUUGCUUCAAAAAAGUCUGCUAAAAAAGCUGAUGCCCAUAUCGAAGGAGCCUCUCAAAUUGGUAUUGAGGUUCGAAAAGAGGUUGACUUUUCUACAUGGUACACGCAGGUGCUGAAACGUUCUGAAAUGCUAGAAUAUUAUGAAGAAGUUUCCGGAUGUUAUAUUAUAAGGCCUUUGGCUUAUAAUAUAUGGCAAGAAAUUCAGAACUUUUUUGAUGCUGAAAUCAAGAAAUUAGGAGUUGAAGAUACUUACUUUCCAAUGUUUGUUUCACAAAGACAAUUGGAAAGAGAAAAGGACCAUAUCGAGGGCUUUGCCGCUGAAGUUGCUUGGGUUACUAAAGCAGGAUCUAGCAAUAUUGAAAAUCCUGUCGCUAUUCGUCCAACAUCUGAGACAGUAAUGUAUCCAUAUUUUGCCAAGUGGAUUAGAACUUACCGUGAUUUACCAUUAAAACUUAAUCAAUGGUGUAAUGUCGUUCGAUGGGAAUUCAAGAAUCCUCAACCUUUUAUUAGAACACGUGAAUUUUUGUGGCAAGAAGGGCAUACUGCACAUUUUACUAAGGAAGAAGCUGAUACUGAAGUGUAUAAAAUUUUAGAGCUUUACCGUCAGGUAUAUGAAGAUAUGCUUGCAGUUCCUGUAAUUAGAGGAAUUAAGUCUGAAAAAGAGAAGUUUGCUGGUGGACUUUAUACUACUACUCUUGAAGGUUUUAUUCCAACUACAGGUCGUGGAGUUCAGGCUGCUACUUCUCAUUGUUUGGGUCAAAAUUUUUCGAAAAUGUUUGAUAUUGUUAUUGAGGAUCCUAAAGACGCAAAGAAAGUGCACGUCUGGCAAAAUUCUUGGGGCAUUUCCACUCGUAGUAUUGGUGUAAUGGUAAUGAUUCACGGCGAUAAUAAAGGUUUAGUGUUACCUCCCCGUAUUGCUGCAACUCAAGUAAUUGUCAUUCCCUGUGGUAUUACAUCAAAGACUACAGAAGAUGACAAAAAACUUGUAGAAAGCAAAGUAAAUGACGUAGUUGAAGAACUGAAAUCAGUUGGAAUUAAAGCUAAGGCAGAUCUAAGAGAGAAUUAUUCACCAGGAUAUAAAUAUAACCAUUGGGAAUUAAAAGGUGUUCCGAUCCGUCUAGAAAUAGGUCCACGUGACUUACAAAAUCAACAAUCGCUUAUGGUUCGUCGUGAUAAUGGCUCUAAGGAACCUAUUCCUUUAGCAGAUCUUGUUUCACGUAUUCCCGAUACUCUUAAAAUUAUUCAGAAGGACAUGUUUGAACGUGCCAAAAAAGUUUAUGAUGAUCAUGUAAAAAUAGUUUUAAAAUGGGAAGAUUUUGUUUCGACCUUGGAUGGUAAAAAUUUUGUCAUGAUUCCAUGGUGUGAAGAGGUGUCAUGCGAAACUAGUAUAAAAGAAAAAAGUACUAGACAUGUCACUAAAGAAGAAGCAGAAGAUGAAAAAGCUCCAUCGAUGGGUGCCAAAUCUUUGUGCAUUCCUUUAGAGCAGCCCAAUGAUCCACCAAUUGUUCCCGGUGAAACUGAAUGUAUUUCUUGUGGUAAAUUAGCUAAAAGAUAUGCUUUAUUUGGAAGAAGUUAUUAA
Rhizophagus irregularis DAOM 181602=DAOM 197198 is the source of this 1608-nucleotide messenger RNA. Its product is annotated as ribose-phosphate pyrophosphokinase 1. Gene Ontology annotation, cellular component: aminoacyl-tRNA synthetase multienzyme complex; cytoplasm. The record is from RefSeq and is a predicted model, not a curated record. Gene Ontology annotation, molecular function: proline-tRNA ligase activity; ATP binding. Gene Ontology annotation, biological process: prolyl-tRNA aminoacylation. Lineage: Eukaryota; Fungi; Glomeromycota; Glomeromycetes; Glomerales; Glomeraceae.